GAAUCCACUUUAAAAAAAAAACAAAAGUCAAAUGACAUCUGUCAAUCAUUUCAAUCAAUCCACAAAAAAAAAAUCGCAUGGUUCUUUCUUUAUUUAUUUAUAAAAGGAUUUUUAAAUUGAUUCUUGAAAAUGAUUCGCUACUUUCGUCUUUUAAGAGGCUGCAUCCAGCAGCAGCGAUCAAGUAGGAGCUUUAGUUCUAAAAUAGAAGCUAGUGAAAAUGAACCUAUCAAAUUCACCACAAGUGCUGCCGCUCGUAAGAAUACCAUUAGACCAGUUGCCGUAAAAUAUAAACCAUCAGACAUGCCAUGGUACCAACCCUAUUCCGUACUGGCCAGCGUAACUGUGUUCCUUAUCUACUUCUGCGUGUUGAGAGAAGAAAGUGAUGUAGAUUUAGAAUUUAAUAAAACCCUUUAUGAUAGGAUUAAGGGCUUGGAAAAGGAACAGUUGUUGCAGUCGUAUAGAUAUAAUAAAGAAAAUGGCCUAAGUGUUGUGGCGAUAGAGGAGAGGCUGAAACAGCUUGAGGUUGAGGAGGCCAAGGCAGUAGCAUAAGUUAAGAUUUAAUUGUUACCUAUGUAAAUUAUUUAAUAGAUUUAGUUUUUUGUUGAAAGUAAAUGUAAUCAAAUA
Cydia amplana is the source of this 624-nucleotide messenger RNA. RefSeq lists its product as uncharacterized. The transcript is spliced from 2 exons. Bases 130 to 549 code for a protein of 139 amino acids. The record is from RefSeq and is a predicted model, not a curated record. NCBI's taxonomy places the organism in Eukaryota, Metazoa, Arthropoda, Insecta, Lepidoptera, Tortricidae.